AUGCUAAAAAGGAAGGAAGACGAAGCAGGGGAAGAGAACGGGGAUUAUUUUUUCUCUUUUUAUGAGAAAAAAAAAAAAAAAAAAAAAAAAGUAAAAAUAGAAAAAACAGAAAAAACUGAAAAAACUGAAAAAACAGAAAAAACUGAAAAAACAGAAAAAACAGAAAAAACUGAAAAAAAGAUAAAAAAAGAUAAAAAGGAAAAAAUAAUUCCAAAAUCGCACCACUCAGUCAGUACAGAUAAUUCAUGUGAGUCAGGAAAGAGUUACUACUCCUGUUGUUACGAAAAUUCGAAAAAAUUUUUAAAAAAUAUAACCAUAUGUAAAAAAUGUAUAUUUAACUAUUUCGAGUUUAAAAUUAUUACAAAUAUUAUUUACAUGAGACAUGGUGCCAGGACACCUAAAAAGAAAAUUCGAAAUAUUUGGCCGUUCAAGGAAGGAAAGGGGGAUUUGACUUUUCUAGGUUUUCAACAGUCAGUAAGGAUUGGUAAGUACUUGAGAAAAUAUUAUUAUAGUUUGAAAAAAUUAAACGAAAAGUAUAAUAACAAAUGUAGUAGUAAGACAUACCGUAGUAAAAAUAAUCAGUGUUCGGGAAAAUGGAAUGGAAAACACAAAAACGUGGAGUCAUCAAAGAUUUCAGCAGUAAAUUUAAGUAAAGGCAUGCAUAAUAAUGAUAGUGAUGAUGGUAAUGAUGAGGGGAAUUUUUCAAUAUCAAGUGGGAAUACCAUAAAAAAGGGCUUUUUUCUAAAUAAUGGAAAGAAGAAAAAAAAAAGGAAAAGGAAUUGUAAGGCGUUGAUAUAUAGAAAAACCCUUUGUGAUUUAAAUAAAAAUAUAUGCUGUAAAAAUGUUAGCAGAGGGAAUGCGCAGAGUGAAGAAGUUAAACUUAACUGUCCUUUUAAAAAAUGGGAAAAAAAAAAUAAAAAGAAAAAAAGAAAAGAUGGUCGUGAUGGUGAUGCUAAAGAAGGAAGGGCAGAGAGUGCGAAGCGCUCCGAUACACAUGUGCAUAAGGGAUGUGCAAAUUAUCGGGGUAUUAAAAAAAAUAUAAUAAUAAAUAACAUGAACGAUGUAAUGCUUGAAAGAUUAAAUUUCUUUUAUAAACAUAUCUUAAUAGAGAAUAAUAUUCUUGACGAUUCCGUAGAAGAAAAAAAAAAAAUAUUUUUAAAUAUUAUGAGUGAUUUAUAUAAUAGUAGAAAGAAUUUCCUGAAAAAGAAAGUAGAAAAAUAUAAUAUAGAAAAGGAAAAAAAAAAAUAUGAAAAAAUCAUUAAAAUGAUAAAUAGAUAUCUCUGUAUUAAAACUACUAAUAGUGAGAGAUGUAAAUUAACAGCAUAUGCAAUUAUUUGUGGAAUUCUAGGAAUUAGUGAGAAAAUGUUUUUCUUUUUAUUCUUGUUGUCUUUUGAUAACGAUUAUUAUAAUUCUGAACAAUGUUAUAUCCCGAAGGAUAGAAGAGUUUCUCGUAACGAUAGAAACGUAUUUCAGAAGGGGGAUAAGAAGGGUACACCGUCUUCUUCUCCUCUUGAUUGUACUCCUUUCCAGCGCAGUUACACAAUAACUAGUAACAGUAUAUCCUACAGGAAGAGAAACGAUCGAUGUGUCGGUGAGUAUGACGAUUACCUAUAUAAAAGUGGGAAAACGUUGUCCCCUUAUAAGAAUCAUCGUAUGAACAGUCUGAAUAAAUUUCCUAAUUCUCUAUGUGAUUUUAGCUGCGAUUAUGGAUGCGAUUAUGGAUGCAAUUAUGGAUGCAAUUAUGGAUGCGAUUAUGGAUGCGAUUAUGGAUGCAAUUAUGGAUGCAAUUAUGGAUGCAAUUAUGGAUGCAAUUAUGGAUGCAAUUAUGGAUGCAAUUAUGGAUACGAUUCUAGAUUCUAUCCUAUGUACAAUUAUUACAUAAAAAACAUAUUUCAAAAAGUUAUGUAUGCGGGUAAUUGUAUCCCAAGUAAUACUUCGCACACGUCGAACUCUAUUAAUUGCUUAGACUAUUGUAAAAGUAAUCAUGAUUCUAUUAUUAACAGUACGACUGAAAAAGUAAAAUUACGGCACAGUACUAAUGUGAACAGAAGGUAUUGCCAUCAUAACCAUCAGGAACAUAUAUUAAUUGAAAAAAAAAAUUGUAUUAACACGCAUGAUUUAUGGGUAGGAGAGUGUGGAAGUAAGCAGAAUCAUAAGCAGAAGCAGGUGCUUAACAUUAAUGAACAGGAAGUUAUUUGUCAUAGUGAAAAGUGGGCACGUCCUAAUAACACAGCUAAUCCUAAUUGUGUGUAUAAAAAUAAAUUUACAACAAAUAAUGAAUGUACAACUCCGUAUUUUAACCAUUCCAUUUUAGAAGAAAAUGAAAAUGUGCAUACGAACAAACCGAUAAAGAAUAACCACACGGAGUGGUAUGAACAAAUAUAUGAGUGGAACGACUCCCCUUUGGAAGAGAAUAAUCUGAAUAAUUAUUUGAAAUUACCAAGCUAUAGCGAUAACGUGAAUACGAAUGUAGCCUUUUUAAAGAAGGUGGAACAAAUAAGACGGAAAAAUUUGACAGGUGGAAAUUUUCAAAAAAUAAAGACCAAUUAUUGUACGUGUAACAGCUUAAUAUAUAACAUGAAUAUAUUUUUUCAGUACUUUAUGAACAGAAAAUACAGUGAGCAAUAUAUUUACAAUAAAAUAAUUAAAACAAAAAAGAGAAAUGAAAAGAAGUUAGACAAGUCGUACAUUUACAAUGUAUUUCAGACCUAUCUCCAGUAUUUAUUGAUCCAUUUUAGUAGCUUCAUACUUGAUAGUACUAGCGGAAAUAACUACGCAGAUGCGUUUUGCUCAGAAAGGGGAAUGAACUAUUUAGAGCCCGAUAUACGUGGGAGUAAAGUAUUUCCAAAAAAUUAUUUCAACAGUUUUUACGAAACUGUGUGCAAGGGGAAGAAUAAGAUGAGGAUCCAGGACCAAUGUUCGGAAAAUAUAAAGAGGAAUGAUAUCCAUCUUUGUUACAAUAACUUUGAUGAUGUUUCAUAUGUGACCACUUCAAAUGACUCCUGUGAAGGAAGCGGUAAUUGUGAGUGCGGUAAGGAAUGCAUCCAAAACUGUUGGUGUAAGUCCAAGUCUUACCGAAGCUGCAGGAGACCAACCAGUGCUAAUAAGUGCGAAAGAUGGCAAAACGCACGGAUAAAUGGUGUGAAGGACGACAAGUUAACUAAUUUCGAUGAGCUAUCGAGCAGUGAGUACAAUAAGAUGAUAGCGAAGUAUAUUUACCUAGUUAAUAUUUUUAAUUUUAUAAUUUCGUAUAUAGAUGUCCUUUUUGAAUUUUUCAAAAAUGUGUACAUUUUGUGCUCCGUUGUAAAUGUAGCUGGGAGAAACACACUUAUGCAUAAAACACUUAAAGCGAAAAAUCAUUAUAUUAAAAAAUUAAAAAAUUAUAUUUUCAAUAAUUCAUAUAUAUAUAAAUUACUAAAUAAUUAUUAUAAAGAAGAGAUUUCAAUAGUUCAUUAUAUUACGAAAUGGAACAGGAGUUAUAUGGACAGAUCAGAGAUUUUAUUAAACGAUACAUGGUCAAAUGAUGUAUCAGCAGACGAUAUGAAUGAUAAUAAUAAUAAUAAUAAUAGAAUUUUAUCUAUGUUGAAAAAACAUAAUUCUUCUGUGUACAAAUUAAAAAAAAAAUUAAACAAGUCUAUAAUAUUAAAAGAUCUAAAAAAAUUAAAUUAUUGUUCUUUUGAUACGAACUAUUUAAAUAAGGUAAAUUAUGAACAUGGAAUAUUUUUUUAUGAUGAAAAGGCGAAAAAUUUGGAAUUUCGCCUUUUAAACAACAAAGGGGAGACCAUUAAAGGUAUUAGAAGUAUUAAUAAUAUGAAAAGCAUUAACAGUGUAAGGAAUAUUAAUAAUGUGAAAAGCGUUAAUAGUAUUAAAGGUAAUAAACGCAUUAAAAGCAUGAGUAAUAUUAAAAUCAUUAAGCAGUUUAUCAGUUCGUAUGACGCUUAUAUUUAUCACGAUAUUAAUCUUUUUUUGGACAUCAACAAGGCAUAUAAAAAUUUAUCUUCAAAAAGUAGUUUAACAGAGGAGGAAAAUGCAACUACAUCCGAAGUGGCAUAUAAUUGUUUGAGCAGUAUGUUUUUUUUAAAUUCUAUCCCUACUGUUAAUGUAGAGAUGGGGAAUAAAGACAAAUUAUUUUUAACUGCGCAUUAUAAUUGUUCAAAUGAAGAAACAAAGAGUACGAAUGACAAAUGCGAGUGCAAUCAUUAUGAAGGACAAGAUAAUGAAAAAAACAUUUUACAAGAAAGUAAUGUUUAUUUAUCAAGUGGAAAAUCUAAUGGUGAUUUAGGAUAUACAGAAUUAAAAAAGGAUCAAAGUGCUAAAAGGAAUAGUAAAAUUAUGCAGUUCGUUGAAGACGAUGAUAAACAAGAAUAUAUCUGCAACACAGUCAUACAACAUAAUAGUGCUACUAUGGAUGAGAAAAAAGAAUUCAAUACAAAAUUAGGGGGGAGGGCUGCUAACCAUUGUGUAGGGAUAUUACACAGGGAGAGAACAGAUGAGAUGGAAAAUUUUGAAGAUGGAGAUAAAAACAAGUUAAACGAUUUAAUGAAGAGUAAGCGAUAUAGGAAAUGUGAACGUAUUAAAUGGAGUGAAUGCUUGGAGUUAUGCGAACAGAUUAGAGGAGCACGUGGUCUUAGUCCUGCUCCUCCUGUACAGGAAGAAGAGAAGAGGAGGAGACGUCCUAUUUGCAAAUGUGACAAGGAAGAAAUUAUGAACAGUUCAGCAAAUGAUAUAGACUAUAAUAGCGAUGAGAAUACCAAAAGAAAUCUUCAUUAUUAUAAGGAAAGCAAGUGCACAGAUAUAACUAAAAAAGAAGAGAAAAAUAAGGUGAAAAUGUUUUAUAAAAAAAUAUACGAUUGUUAUAAAUUAAUGUGUAAGCUUGAGUACAGUAAUAAAUAUUUGUCAUGGUUGUGCAGUGGUAUGUCCUUAAUUGAUGUGGCUAUUAAUUUUAUGAUAAAUGUGAGAUUGUUUGAAAAAUUUCAAAUUGAACAUGGAUGCUGGAAAAAUGGUAAAACGAGAAUAAUAAAGAACAAGAACGACAAUCGUAACAGAAGCAGCAGUAGAAGCAGCAGUAGCAGUAGUAGUAGUAGAAGAAGUAACAAGACGUUUAUUCCUAAAAUUAUGCUCUAUCUGACUCACCAGUCGUCCAUGUUAUCCUUUCAGUCGUGUGUGGGUAUAAAAAAAGACUACAUGAAAAUUCCCCCCUUCGCGGGAUUUAUAUCCCUCGAGUUGAUUCACAUUAAAAAAAAAAAAAAAAAAAAAAAAGAAGAAAUGAAAGAAGAAAUGAAAGAAGAAAAGAAAGAAAGAAAAGAAAGAAAGAAAAAAAAAAAAAAAAAAAACCCAUCACAACAACAAAUUGAUAACUACGACACAAGUGAUAAUAGCUGUCUUGAUGAUCAGUCGUGUUGUAGUAAAUAUGAAAGGAGGAGUAUCCUAAAAUCUGAAAGAAAUACGUAUUUUUCCUCCUCCGAGUUUAAGAAUGCUUACAGAAAUGGCAUUCAUAAUUUUGUGUAUAAGUAUGAUAUGGCAAAUAUAUUUUGUUGUAAGGAAGAUUGUAUGUGGAAGGUCAAGCAGAAGGAUGCUCAGAAAAAGUCAAAGGAAAAAUGUGCGGAAAAUUCGUCAAAUCGUGAAGAAGGCAAGAAAAAUAGUAAAGAGCAAGAAGAGAAAGAAAAAAAUAUAUCAGAAAAAAGAAACAAAGGAAUGUACAAUGAAAAGUAUGAAAAUUUUCUGCCAAAAUGUGCAAAUAAAGUACAGGAUUUUAAAAAUUUAUUUUUUUUAUUAUGUUAUAAAGAUAAUAAUAUAGAUGACCUCAUUGAGCUGUACAACAUUUGUUUAAGUGAAAAACAUACACACAUAAAAAGUACUCAACUAAAUAAUGAAGAAUUAAAAAAAAGGAAAAGGAAGAGACAUUUUUACGGUUAUUUUAUUAAAUUUACUUUUAAUAAUUAUUUUCCCUUAAAUUUGAAAAAAAAAAAAAAAAAAGCUCAAAAAAAAUAUUUUAAUAUAUGUACAGCGAAAACAGUUUUUGAUGUAUAUAAAAGUAAAAAAUUGGUAGAGAAUAAUAUAUGUUAUUCGUCUUUAAUAAAUAGGAGUUCAAAAAAAGGCAAUUACUCAAAUAAUGCGUUCACUUCGAAAAAUUAUAACUGCAUAAAUUCGAAUGGGCGCAUUAAUGGUACCUACUUGAGGAGAACUAAUAUCAUGAAAAAGCUAAACAUGAAUUACUUGAAUUUUAAUUGCAAAUAUGAUAAGUACAUGCAUUAUGUGUAUAACAGUAGUAAUGUAAAAUACGGAAAAAUGUAUCAUAAACUUAACAGAAAGAGCAAUAAGAAAUUUAGAACAAAACAAAGUACUGAUCUUAAUAAUAGAUUGUUAGAUAAGUGCAAACAGACACAACAUGACUGUUGUUUGUCGUCCAGUGAAGAAAGGAUGCAAAGGGGGGGAGGGGUUUGGUUCCGCAGUAAAAAGUUGAAAUCUGCAAAGGAUAUGGAAAAGGAAAAAGACCACGUGGAGGGUCAUCAGGAAAAACAGUUACUACAGCUAAACUGGAAGCAGCGAGAGGGGGGGGAAGAUACGGACAAACAUGAUUAUUUGAAUGAUGCUAAUAUUGAAAGCUUCAAGAAAGAAAGGAAAAAGAAUUAUACAAAUAACAUGAAAAUGGGUUAUAUCUUUGGGUCCUCCAAAAAAAACAUUUCAUCAAAAAUAUUUAAAAAUUUUAGAACAUACAAUAGUGGUAAUAAAAAAAAAAAAAAAAAAAAAAAUUCGUACAAAGGAUGGUGUGAAAGUGAAAUAAGAAAUUAUCAUAAUGAAAACAUGAUUUGUUUAGAUUGCCUCAUCAGCUAUUUAAAAAAAAUGCUCAGGAUUUACGAAGACCCUGAAGUGUUAUAG
This is a messenger RNA of Plasmodium malariae, 6879 nucleotides long. Its product is annotated as conserved Plasmodium protein, unknown function. Gene Ontology annotation, molecular function: phosphatase activity. Gene Ontology annotation, biological process: dephosphorylation. The record is from RefSeq and is a predicted model, not a curated record. The coding region runs from base 1 to 6879 and encodes 2292 amino acids. Lineage: Eukaryota; Apicomplexa; Aconoidasida; Haemosporida; Plasmodiidae. The transcript has 2 exons.